Elephantulus edwardii (Cape elephant shrew) is the source of this 1982-nucleotide messenger RNA. It is a transcript of the gene RNGTT, whose product is annotated as RNA guanylyltransferase and 5'-phosphatase. The coding region runs from base 186 to 1982 and encodes 598 amino acids. The transcript has 16 exons. NCBI's taxonomy places the organism in Eukaryota, Metazoa, Chordata, Mammalia, Macroscelidea, Macroscelididae. Gene Ontology annotation, biological process: 7-methylguanosine mRNA capping; protein dephosphorylation. The record is from RefSeq and is a predicted model, not a curated record. Gene Ontology annotation, molecular function: mRNA guanylyltransferase activity; protein tyrosine/serine/threonine phosphatase activity; mRNA 5'-triphosphate monophosphatase activity.
UGGAGUUGAGUCUGAAUGGAAGUGGCGCGCGGCUCCUGACGUUACCGGGUUUCAGAGGCUGGGAUUUGUACAUAGGCUGACAUUCGGGUGCUUCGGACCUCCGGGGCCGAGCGGAUCGCGAGGCGGGGGCGGUGAAAGCGCGGCGAACGUUGGUGGAAGUGGACGGUUCUCUGUGGCCCCAAGAUAUGGCUCAUAACAGGAUCCCGCCGCGGUGGCUGAACUGUCCGCGGCGCGGCCAGCCGGUGGCAGGAAAAUUCUUACCUCUGAAGACAAUGUUAGGACCAAGAUAUGAUAGUCAAGUUGCAGAAGAAAAUCGAUUUCAUCCCAGUAUGCUUUCAAAUUAUUUAAAGAGUUUAAAGGUUAAGAUGGGCUUACUGGUAGACUUAACAAAUACGUCGAGGUUUUAUGACAGAAACGACAUAGAAAAAGAAGGAAUCAAAUAUAUAAAACUUCAAUGUAAAGGACAUGGUGAAUGUCCCACAGCUGAGAACACAGAGACAUUUAUUCGUCUGUGUGAGCGGUUUAAUGAGAGAAAUCCACCGGAACUUAUAGGUGUUCAUUGUACACAUGGUUUCAAUCGUACUGGUUUCCUCAUAUGUGCCUUUUUGGUGGAGAAAAUGGAUUGGAGUAUUGAAGCAGCAGUUGCUACUUUUGCCCAAGCCAGACCACCAGGAAUCUAUAAGGGCGAUUAUUUGAAAGAACUCUUUCGUCGUUAUGGUGACAUAGAGGAAGCACCACCCCCACCUCUCUUGCCAGAUUGGUGUUUUGAGGAUGAUGAGGAUGACGAUGAGGAUGAAGAUAGAAAAAAAGAUUCAGAACCUGGAUCAAGUGCCUCCUUUGGCAAGAGGAGAAAAGAACGGUUAAAACUGGGUGCCAUUUUCUUGGAAGGCAUAACUGUGAAAGGUGUAACGCAAGUAACAACUCAACCAAAGUUAGCAGAGGUUCAGCAGAAGUGCCAUCAGUUCUGUGCCUGGGAAGGGUCUGGAUUCCCAGGAGCACAGCCUGUUUCCAUGGACAAGCAGAAUAUUAAACUUUUAGAACAGAAGCCAUAUAAAGUAAGCUGGAAAGCAGAUGGUACGCGUUAUAUGAUGCUGAUUGAUGGCACAAAUGAAGUUUUUAUGAUUGACAGAGAUAAUUCAGUGUUUCAUGUUUCAAAUAUGGAAUUUCCCUUUCGUAAAGAUCUUCGUAUACAUUUAUCAAAUACUCUCUUGGAUGGGGAAAUGAUUAUUGACAAAGUAAAUGGGCAGGCUGUUCCUAGAUACUUGAUAUACGACAUAAUUAAAUUCAAUGCACAGCCAGUUGGAGAUUGUGAUUUUAAUACUCGUCUUCAGUGUAUAGAAAGAGAAAUAAUAAGUCCUCGUCAUGAAAAAAUGAAGACUGGUCUCAUUGACAAAACACAAGAACCGUUUAGUGUCAGAAAUAAGCCCUUUUUUGACAUCUAUACUUCAAGAAAGCUCCUUGAAGGAAGUUUUGCCAAAGAAGUAAGCCAUGAGAUGGAUGGACUCAUUUUUCAGCCUACUGGGAAAUACAAACCUGGUCGAUGUGAUGACAUUUUGAAAUGGAAGCCUCCCAGUCUGAAUUCUGUGGAUUUUCGCCUAAAGAUAACAAGAAUGGGAGGAGAAGGGUUACUUCCUCAGAAUGUUGGCCUUCUCUAUGUUGGAGGUUAUGAAAGACCCUUUGCACAAAUCAAGGUGACAAAAGAGCUAAAACAAUAUGACAAUAAAAUUAUAGAAUGCAAAUUUGAGAAUAACAGCUGGGUCUUCAUGAGGCAGAGAACAGACAAAAGUUUUCCUAAUGCCUACAACACUGCCAUGGCUGUGUGCAACAGCAUUUCAAACCCUGUCACCAAGGAAAUGUUGUUUGAGUUCAUUGACAGAUGUGUAGCAGCCUCUCAAGGACAAAAGCAAAAACAUCAUCUAGAUCCUGACACAGAGCUUAUGCCACCACCACCUCCAAAAAGACCGCCACGCCCAUUGACCUAA